Xenia sp. Carnegie-2017 is the source of this 1134-nucleotide messenger RNA. RefSeq names its product ribonuclease P protein subunit p40-like. Gene Ontology annotation, cellular component: multimeric ribonuclease P complex; ribonuclease MRP complex. Gene Ontology annotation, biological process: tRNA 5'-leader removal; endonucleolytic cleavage in ITS1 to separate SSU-rRNA from 5.8S rRNA and LSU-rRNA from tricistronic rRNA transcript (SSU-rRNA, 5.8S rRNA, LSU-rRNA); tRNA 3'-end processing. The transcript is spliced from 8 exons. Lineage: Eukaryota; Metazoa; Cnidaria; Anthozoa; Malacalcyonacea; Xeniidae. Gene Ontology annotation, molecular function: ribonuclease P activity; ribonuclease MRP activity. Bases 17 to 1075 code for a protein of 352 amino acids. The record is from RefSeq and is a predicted model, not a curated record.
UAUUGCAAAAAGACGAAUGACGUUUGAGAAGUUUUUUGGUAAAGAAGAUGAGAACAAAUUUCUUAAAAGAAUUUUAGACCACCAUUUCAAUUUUUCUAUUGGGCUACUUGUGCCAACAUUAUCCAAGCAGAAAUUUGUGAAUCAAAUCUCAGAGUCAUCUCUGUUCUCAGAAUCAUGCUGCCUUGCUGUUACAACCCUUUUGGAAAUUAUCAAUCCAAAAUUUUUGUCCCAAUUUCUUAGGAGAGGCGUAGUGAGUGCUCUCAGUUAUAAAACUAAGAUUGAUACAGAGGAUUGUGUUGCUUUAUUACCAACAGGUAUUAUUUGGCUUUCAUUGACAAAAGAUACAUAUGAAUGCCUUGGUCUCCAGGGAAAACCAUCUCCAUUCAAGAAUAAUCCAAAAUUUGAUGUUGUAAUUGAUGUUAAUGAGUCCUACUUUGAACCAAGCAAGAAAUUUUACCAGAGGGUUUUAAAAGCAUUUCAAAAAACAGGAUUGAAGUUUGAAUUUUUGUUUUCGGAGAGAUCAAUUGAUGAUAAAAGUGAAUAUGGUGAGAAGUUACAAUCAUACCUCAAAUCACGUGGCAUAAUUUCACAGCCAUUUCAUUGUGAACACUAUGUAGAAAACUUUAAUAAUAUUGAUGUUCCAACUAUUUCAUUUCAUGAUGAGUCAUUCUUUGACAUUUCUGCUACGUGUAAUUACUUGGAAUUUCAUGAAUGGUUGGGAUGUGUUCUAUGUAAUGUUGAUUGCUCACAAUCAUCACCAGAUAGUUACUUAAACACAUUAUCAUCUCCAGAACCAAAUUCUUGUCAACAGGUUGUUCUUUCCACAUGGAUUGGCUUUAUUUCAUCUCAUAGUGUUCAAAAUGUGCUUAAGUUUGCAAGAGAUCUACUGAAAAAAAACCCUGAUAUCCCUUGGUUGAAUGUCACAAUAUGGGGUUUUAGUGACAGUCCAGUUACAUGGAGAGACCUGCGGCAUGGAUUUUAUCUGAAUGGUGACAAUCAUUACUCUAUAAUUCUGUUUCAAGAUCAUUGCAUGUGGAUGUACAGGACUCUGUCUGACCAUGACGAACAACUUUGAAUUGAAAGUAAUAUAAAUUAUAAUAAUUUGCGUCACAAUGCCAUGUGAUGCAAUAUGAA